This is a messenger RNA of Apus apus (common swift), 1842 nucleotides long. RefSeq names its product G protein-coupled receptor 160 (gene GPR160). The coding region runs from base 424 to 1443 and encodes 339 amino acids. The transcript is spliced from 3 exons. Gene Ontology annotation, cellular component: signaling receptor complex; plasma membrane. NCBI's taxonomy places the organism in Eukaryota, Metazoa, Chordata, Aves, Apodiformes, Apodidae. The record is from RefSeq and is a predicted model, not a curated record.
GCGGGGGGUGCGCAGGGACGAGCACAGCCCCUCGCAGCCCCCUCCUCGCAGCCCCUCGCAGCCCCGCGGGGCAGGGCCCCUCCCUGCCGGGCCGGCGGGAAACGGGCGGGCGGCCCGACCGGCUGGGCUGGGCGGGCAGGGCAGGGCAGGGCAGGCCCGGCCCCGAGCCCCGAGCCCUUCCCUGGCUCCCAGCCGGUCCCCGGGCCGCGGGGCGGAUCCCAUCCCGCAGCGCACGGCCCGGCGGAGCGCGGAGGGGCGGCCGCAGCAGAGGAUGAAACGUACUCGUGCAGAAGACCAGUGAAGCAGUCGGGUAGGCUUGCCACCAAAUUCCGUGGUAGCGAGUGGAUACAUCUCCAGUUGCACUGACAAGUAUGAAGCACUGUGCCCUGUGAUACUUACUUUGCUGGUUCUCACCACUGGAGGAUGGCUGCCAUGCUUUGUGAAAAUUGUUCUGGUCAGUACCACUACACCCAGGUCAACCAGCCUCUUGAAACCAGCUGCAUGUUGCUCCUGAUUAUGUUUGGAAAAGUGUUCCUUGAUUUCUUCAUGUUGCAAGUUAAGCAGAAGGAUGUGAAAGUUAGUUUCAUGGGAUACUUCUGUGUUUCACUGGCACUUCUUGAUUUCAUACUGCUGCUAAGUAUAUCUUUCAUUUUCUACUUUGAGGACUUUGCACUCUGGGGUGUACGAUUUACAAAGUACCACAUUUGCCUGUUCACUCAGGUAAUUUCUCUUACCUAUGGUAUUUUGCAUUACCCAGUGUAUCUUGUAGCUGGUGUGGAUUACUACAUGACUAUAGCCCAAACCUCCCACUUUCCUAAAAGAAGUCAAAGAUUACUUUAUGUAUUUGCUGUGGUUGUUAUAUGGAUCUCAGGGUUUUUUUGUAUUCUGGAGGUUCCUGCUGUCUACGAAGGACUAGAAAUUCAGAACCGCUUUUCUCCGUAUCAGUGUCCCCUCCAUGCCAGCGUGCAGAGCUACUCAGUCUCAUGUGCCAUGGUGCUGCUGACAGGCACAGCCCUCCUGGCUUGUCGGAAGGAACUCCUAGCCAUGCUGAUGUCUGUCAGGGUUGUUUCCUUUGCUGGUCAGCCUGUUCUGAUGUUCUCAUAUGUGUCCAACAACAAUGGUGCUAGCUUUAAGUGGCAGCUCCUGACCAGACUCCUCCUCUGUUUCCUUGGCACUUGGGCACCUUUUCUUCUUCUUCAAAUUAUCAUUUUGUUUCUGGGUGCUCGGAUUCCAGCCUACAUGGAGAUGAAUGUCCCCUGGCUCUACUUCAUCAACAGCUUUCUCAUCGCAGUGGCAUACUGGUGUCGAUGUCAUGAUGUUGAAUUGACAGAGGAGAUGUGGUCCACAGAUCCAUUUGUCAGCUGGAAAUUCUGCUUUAUGCCAUUUAACAAUGAAAACACAGAGCCAGCUGAUAAGCCAGGCACAGUAAUUGUAAUCUGUUAAUGAGCUGCUGACUGAAAAGACUGCAAAUCAUUGCUGUGCAACAGAAGCGUGUAUUCUGACGUUCUGUGACCGUGUCUUUACAGAUCAUAACAAGUAAACAUCUCCAGAGCUAUAACCAAUGGAAAAAAAGUCCAACGUCCACCAAUGUUGCAAUGGAUACUGGACCCGAGUGUGGGACACCGCUCCUUUCCACACUGGGUUCCUGUGGGCACCUGCCAGUUCAGAGGAUUUAACUUAAAAUACGGGUUUAAGAAAAGACCACUACUUCUAUAAAACAAGUUUUCAGUUAAACCUUAUGUUUAUGACUAGAAUUUUACACUUGCUUUAAAUGGGAUGAUCUCAGGUUUUACAGUGUAAGAUGCAAUAAAGUCUUCAGAGCUGGAGCUCUUUUAUCAGUUA